Periophthalmus magnuspinnatus is the source of this 2095-nucleotide messenger RNA. RefSeq names its product prune exopolyphosphatase (gene prune1). NCBI's taxonomy places the organism in Eukaryota, Metazoa, Chordata, Actinopteri, Gobiiformes, Gobiidae. Gene Ontology annotation, cellular component: cytoplasm. Gene Ontology annotation, molecular function: exopolyphosphatase activity. The record is from RefSeq and is a predicted model, not a curated record. The transcript has 9 exons. The coding region runs from base 350 to 1570 and encodes 406 amino acids.
AGUGCGCUUGGCCGUACUCGGGGCGACGCUGUGCAGAGCUUCAGACGGAGCUUCUGAUACGGCCUGACCUUUGCCCUCGCCGCGCUGUGUGGAGCUCAUGUGCGGAGCCCCUGUCAAGGGUAAAGCACUGCGCUCAGCCUAGCUCCAGAGCUCCGGUUCCAGCUGCAGCGGAGAGAACAGGCUCCGGAGCCGCGGAGGCAGAGAAGGACCGAGGGAAGCGCGCAUCUGAAGUCGAGAGGAGAGCACCGGAGCGCGGGCAUAGGAGCCACCGUUAGCCGCUGCAGUACCUGGAGUAGCAGUGCUGAGCUACCGAAAUAGCUAAAGCUGAAGUCUAAAGCUAAUAACGGAAAUGGAGGAGUUUCUGGCAAGCAACCGCGGGGCCGUGCUGUCUGGUUCUGGUCCUGUUCACGUGGUUCUGGGAAAUGAAGCUUGUGACAUGGACUCGAUGGUCUGUGCUUUGGUCUACGCCUACUUCCUCCACAAGACUAGUGCAGGAGGGGCAUUGGUGGUCCCUCUCAUGAAUAUUGCGGCUGAGGAUUUGGUUUUGAGGUCGGACUCUGUGGCUCUGCUCACCAAAACCGGUCUAAGUCCAGACCUGCUCCUGUUCAGAGACCAGGUGGAUCUGAGAAGGCUUUGUGCAGACCGAGGCUUGAGGCUGACGCUGGUGGACCAUAACGUACUGCCAGAUUCUGACAGUGACCUGGAGGAGGCGGUGGUCGAGGUCAUUGAUCACCACAAACUGGAGCGAGUCACUUCCUGUCCUGUAGCCAUGGAGCCCGUCACUUCCUGUCCCAUUGCUGUGGAGCCUGUGGGGUCGUGUGCAACACUGGUGGCAGAGAGAGUCCUGCAGAGGGCACCACAGCUGCUGGAUGCUCAGAUCGCCAUUCUGCUCUAUGGGACCAUUCUUGUGGACUGUGUGGACAUGGUGCCUGAGGCAGGAAAGGUGACUCCUAAAGACUCUGAGGUGGUUCUUCAACUCGAGACCAAAGUCCACACUCUGCCCCAAAGAUCACAGCUGUUCACAGAGCUUCAGCAGGCCAAGUUCAACGUCAGAGGUCUAAACUCGGAGCAGAUGUUGUUGAAGGAUUUAAAGUCUCUCUCUGGACCCGAAUUGAACCUCGGCAUCAGUGUCCUCUACCUCCCCUUACAGGAUUUCUUGAGUCGGCCUGGUGUGGAGGCGGAGCUCUCGGCCUUCUGUCAGAAGAUGGGAUUUGAUUCACUCUUGCUCAUGUCAAUUUCUUUAACUUCGACCCAGCAACCAAUCAGAGAGCUUGGAGUGUUCAGUCUCAGCCAGCCGAUCAGAGAACAGGUGAGUCUUUACCUGGAACAGGCAGAAAACCCCGCCCUUGACCUUCAGCCAAUCAGCUGUGUCCAUCUACAUAUCACCGCCUUUCACCAAGGAAACAGCGUGGCAUCCAGGAAGAAACUGCUGCCGAUGCUGAAGGACUUCUUGUGGAGUGGUCAGGAGCUUAUGGUCCCACCCACUCCGGUCAACAGUCUGGUCGAAGGCUGCCCCCUGGACCAAGGUCUGAGCCCCACAGAGCUACAGACCAGACUAAGCCGGGAUUAGACCGAGACUAAACCGGUACUUUAUAUUUAUAAACCGUGUGCAGCUUCCAGUUUCAGCAGGCACCAUGUUAGUCCUGACCUGGGUCUCUGUGGCGGCCAUGUUUGUAGUUCUUCUAUUCUGACUCACACUCCCAGACAGCCUGUAGGUCAGUGUGUGUGUCAUUCACGAUUACUGAUAAAUACGGCUUCAUGUGUAAUAGUUUAAUAGUGUGUUUGUCCUUUUUGUCUGCUCCUUUUUCCACCUGAAGAGGGUGUUCUCAUCCUGCCUCUUGUGGAGGGAAAGCCACACUACAGCAACAGAAGGGUCAAAGGUCAAACAUGUUAUGUAAAAAUAAUUAUGAUUAAAUAUUGAGCAUUAUAGUGAGAACCCUGUGUUUAACGUCACUGUGAGCGUAAGCAAACAAUUAAAAAAAUUGAACCAAAUCAGUGUUUAAAUCAGACAUAAUGUGCCUCAGUGCUGCCCCCUUGUGGAGCAGAACAGGCAGUGCAGCUCAGGAUGUUUGUAAUAAAAACUUCUUCAAACCAG